Messenger RNA from Zychaea mexicana, 1082 nucleotides. RefSeq lists its product as uncharacterized. The transcript has 4 exons. The coding region runs from base 375 to 920 and encodes 181 amino acids. The record is from RefSeq and is a predicted model, not a curated record. NCBI's taxonomy places the organism in Eukaryota, Fungi, Mucoromycota, Mucoromycetes, Mucorales, Lichtheimiaceae.
CAGGGCAUAAAGUAAAGGAGCGGGUUUUUAUUCAUUGUAAUAAUAGAGUAAAGAAACAAUUUCUAGAAGACAAAAGUUAUCGUUAUGAAUAUCAAUAGUCGAAGGGUACAAAUUUUAUUAAAAGAACACAAUCAGUGGACAAUAAAGACAAAUAAUAAGAACGCGAUUUUACAAAGUGACCUCAACAAGCAGUUCGCACAACCUGCAGGCUAUACAAAAAGCAUGAAGAAAGCAAGAAGAAACAGAAGAAGUAUGUAAAAGGGGGAGGAAAAGAAAGCCACCAAUGCCUCGGCCUGGGAGUCCCAGUCUCCCACACAUUUGGCUGGGUCAAUCAACCACAAACCCAGCCAUCAUGGUACAAACGAGUGGGAACCAUGACGUACGCUACGUUUCGAGAGUCAAGUGCAAGCAAUCGGUUGUGGAUUGCCUGUGAGGAAGAGGAAAGGGAAGAGGAAAGGGAAGGGGUGGGGGAAGAGGAAAGGGAAGAGGAAAGGGAAGGGGUGGGGGUAGGGGAAAGAAUUGACUCUCGAAACACCCAAAAAAGAAAAAGAAAAAAAAUUGCUGCUGUUAGUCGAACGCGAUUUACGGUGGCACCUGGCUCCUCAUGCGAGCCCCACCAUGGCAGACCAGACCAGACCAGCAGACAAGGCAGCCCCAAGCAGGGACCGGUUGUAGGCAGCCAGGGGGACCACGGGAAAAAGGCUGAGACCAGGACCGACAGAGGCAAGACCAGGACCAAGGGAAGAGCCAGAGCGAAGGGAAGACCAGAACCAAGGGAAGAGCCAAGAGGAAGACCAGGAGGAUUUCAAGGGAGUGAAGGAAAUAGAAAAAUGAAGGAAAGAAAGAGUGAAGAGAAAAAAGGGAAUGGCCUGAGAAAUGUGGGCGUAUUUACAUUUUUUGAACUCAAACCCCUGUCUUAAAAAAACACGUCACGUGACUUGUGAUUCGUCAUUCAAAAACAUGUGAGAAAGCAAAGGGUAGGGAAGAAAAAAACAUGUGCAGAAGAGACAUGGUCAAGCGGUCAAGCGGUCAAGCGGUCAAGAAGAAGGCGUGUGUGAUUUGCGUGUAUUGGUUGUCCUACG